This is a messenger RNA of Penicillium diatomitis, 954 nucleotides long. RefSeq names its product glycoside hydrolase family 16 protein. The coding region runs from base 1 to 954 and encodes 317 amino acids. Gene Ontology annotation, biological process: carbohydrate metabolic process. Gene Ontology annotation, molecular function: hydrolase activity, hydrolyzing O-glycosyl compounds. The transcript has a single exon. Lineage: Eukaryota; Fungi; Ascomycota; Eurotiomycetes; Eurotiales; Aspergillaceae. The record is from RefSeq and is a predicted model, not a curated record.
AUGCCCUUCAGAGACGCAAUUCAAGGCAUCAUCAAAAAGGCGGACAAGGCUUGGGAAGAGUUCAGUCAUCCCACCUCCCAGCCACCUGGACCAUCGAACAACGGGCCUCCCCCACCACCAAUCCCAGCUGCCACUAGACCACCGGCGUAUCAAGAGCCGGGCUUGCAACCCCAGAUCUACUGGCAGCCCAACCUACAUUCUCAAGCGCCAGUCUCCGCCAAUUUCUAUCAUGAACAAGGUCAACAUGGAUGGGGAAAUCAGGAGUCGCAGAACUAUGUUGACCACCCGCAAAACUCAUUCCAUUCACCCCAGGGAGAUGCGCUGAUCGUGCGCGCCUUGAUCAACCACGGGCAUCCGGAUCAUGCCCAGAAAUUUACCAGCGCCAGACUGUCGAGCCAUCAGACCCUCGGUCGGCCACGAGGAUGUCUGUCGGCUAGAAUCACGGCGCCGGUUGCUCGAGGUAUCUGGCCUGCGUUUUGGCUGCUGCCUAAAGACCCCUUCAAGUGGCCCGAGGAUGGUGAGGUCGACAUCAUGGAGGCGUGGAACGGCGAUGCUGUGAACCAUACCUGUCUGCACUGGGGCCACUUCAACGGCGAGGACUGGGAUAAGCAUCGCGUUCUCGAGACUCCCAUCCCCAACAUUAACUCGCCUCAAGGGGUCCGAUACGAUUUCAUUUGGGACGAGGACGAGUCAACGGGCAGGGGCCGCUUAGCCUGGCUGAUUGAUGGUAGGCCCAUCAUGAGAGCCGAAAAGCCACCGGGCACGAGGAAAAUGAGCGAUUUCAGAAUUCUCAUCAAUAUUGCUGUUGGAGGAAACGUCUGCCAGGGAGUCAUGCCCAGUGACGGAUGCUACGAGACUGUAGUUCGUGAAUUGGCAAUGUGGGACGCACCGCCUUGGGGUUGGACUCAAUUUGAGUCGAUCUGGAAUGACUGCAAAGAUGGCAAUACCAUGUAA